CAAACCUGUAAAUUUUGGUGCUAACAAUAAGGAAACUAAGAAUGGUGUAAGAAAUUGAGAUAUUGAAGAAGCUAGAAAAUGGAGAAGGAAACAAAGGCACAGAGUGAAUCAGGUAAAGGUGGUGCAAGCAUUGAAGGGCUUCCAUUUGAGGACAGUCCCUACGUGCAAUACAAGGAUUUGGAGGAUUACAAGCGUCAGGGUUAUGGCACUGAAGGUCAUCAGGAACCAAAGCCCGGUCGUGGCGCCGGCGCGACGGAGGCACCCACGCUCUCCGGUGCGGCGGUUUCCUCUCAGGCCCAGGCUCAGGAUAAAGCCCAACCCACUGGAACUGGCGCCACUAAUCGCCAAGGAGUUCCUUAAUUGAUGCUAUCUUGAGUUCAUUUUAGGUUAAUAAAAAAAAAUGUAGUUUGAUUUCUGGUUUGGUUUUGAUUUUGAUUUGUGAUAAGGUUAGAGUGAUUUGUUGUACCAAAAAUAAGGUUAGUGAUUUGUUAGAUCAUUACACCUGCGUUUAGAAUCUGCAUUUAGCUUCUUGGUUUUGUUGUACAACACGUUUUGGAUGUUGAAGAAAAUGUAUGUAUUGUUGAAAUUUAUUA
This is a messenger RNA of Lotus japonicus, 593 nucleotides long. RefSeq lists its product as uncharacterized. The transcript has a single exon. Lineage: Eukaryota; Viridiplantae; Streptophyta; Magnoliopsida; Fabales; Fabaceae. The record is from RefSeq and is a predicted model, not a curated record. The coding region runs from base 79 to 360 and encodes 93 amino acids.